Microdochium trichocladiopsis is the source of this 3063-nucleotide messenger RNA. RefSeq lists its product as uncharacterized. Gene Ontology annotation, biological process: protein phosphorylation. The record is from RefSeq and is a predicted model, not a curated record. Bases 1 to 3063 code for a protein of 1020 amino acids. NCBI's taxonomy places the organism in Eukaryota, Fungi, Ascomycota, Sordariomycetes, Xylariales, Microdochiaceae. The transcript is spliced from 4 exons. Gene Ontology annotation, molecular function: ATP binding; protein kinase activity; protein binding.
AUGACCGACAACGCCGGCCUUUCUCUCAAGAACGCCUAUGAGGAUCUGUUGAAAGAGCUGCGGAUCCUCUGCCAUGCUCCGCUGAAGAAACACAACAACAUCGUCCAGCUCGACUCCAUUCAGUGGGCUCGAAUUGAUCCGGUCGCCCACUCCUGGAUUCAAGUGCUGAUUUUGGAGCAGGCCCAACACGGCUCUCUUCAGCAGUAUGUCGCGUCGAAGAAGGUUGAUAUCGAGACCUGUUUACAACUCAGCCAGGAGAUCGGGUGUGGCCUACAGGCCCUGCAUGCGAGCGGGGUCAUCCACGGAGAUGUUAAAUUCCAGAACGUCCUCAUUUUUGAUCUGGGAGACGGGCGUGUGAGGGCAAAACUGUCCGACUUCGGCAGCUCCGUCAUCAACGACAAAGAGAACCGGAUGAUCACACCCACCGCAGCAAUGCACCCUUGGAGUUCACCAGAGCACGAGACUCCCGUUCCGAGCAGUUUGUUGUGCGGCACGGAUACAUAUUCGUACGGCCUUCUUGUGUGGAAGCUCUGCUUCCGCGGUCAAAGCCCGUUUGAUGGCCAGAGCAGCGAAGAUAUCUGGCGGCGGAAGAAGGAAGACUUGAUCCUCGGCGAAGCAGCCGUUUCCCUCGAACAACGCUAUCACAAGGCUAUGCUUCUCACAGGCCGGGCAGCCAGCGGCGUUCGCUUUCGGUCGUACCAACUCGAAGUGUCAAUUCCUCGACGAUGUCUUCAACAUUGCCUUUCCGCGUCGAUAGAGCGCAGGGACCUUGAUAGGGCGGUGGAGUCACUGCACCAUGACUUAUAUCCGGCUUCGACGGAUCUUACCACCGCCAACAGGACUGGAGGCGAGGAAUCGCGCCUGUUCGCAGCAAGUCGUUUGAUCGUCGGCCACCUACGGAUGUUCGACGUGCCCAAGGGUGUCAAGGCCAUGCUCUGUCAGUGCAUGUCCGACAUUACUGAAAACCCUGGAGCCGUGGACCGGAUCACCGCGAUCGACUCGUUUUUCCAGCUCAGCCUCCAAAUUUUUGAUGGUUUUCGGCCGACGGAAGACACCAUGGCUUCCGCCGUAUCCUGGAUGAGAAAAGCCGCUCUUGCUGGCCAACCCACCGCCCAAGUGAUGCUGAGGCAGUUCUACGAAGCGGCUGGGGUGGUGAUGGAUGCGGCGACGAGAAACGAAUGCGAGACGCUCCUAGAGCAAGGAGUCGCAAAUGAUUCACUUCUUGCACGACUUUGGCUGCGACGGUACAACCCUGAAGCAUCGUCACGAGCUGAACAAAAGCAGGCCCAGAAAGUAGCUGGGGUGCUGCUGGGAGACGGGUGUCACCCCGAGUUCCAUCUCAAAGACUGGAUCGACGGAUUGUUUGGGGAAUUCGCCUAUACAUCAUUGGCCAUCCGACUUUCAGCAUUUCCCGGGAGACAGGCCUUUUGGAUGAGCCAACGGAAAAACUCGCUCUUGCAUACGGGAGCCGCUUUUGGGGUGAAUCCCGACCGUUAUCGGCAAUUCCUCCGACUGCUCCUGGAGACCAUCGACGCCAGAGAUAUCGAGGGCAACACGGCACUCCUGCUUGCUGUUCAGUUUAAUCAUGUCGAGAUUGCCAGGCUCUUGCUCGAACACGGAGCAGAUGCUUCGGUGCCAAACAAGCGAGGAGAAACACCUUGGCACUGGCUUGUUGCCGUCGAGAAGAUGAGGGAUGUCACCGACCUCGGCAAGCUUUUGGAACGCAGUGGAAAGCACGUCCUGGAUGCCACAGCAAAGGGACCGCCGAAAAUCCUCCACUUCUUCCUCAAGGAGCUGCGUCGAAGAGGAGAAAUACUCGCCCAGCCGGUUCUCUCUCCCAUGCUCGAUGGGAUUGAUCAGAUCGAAUCCAUUGGCGCCUGGCUCCAUACCAAUUACCUUGUCCACACAAUCCUCUUCCAUCCAUUCCACGAGCGGCUCGCGUAUGGAGGCAAAGACUGGUUGGACAACUUGAGACGCACUCUGGCUGUUCUCUGCGAAUUCGACUUGGGUACCAAUGUCCCGAUAUCGGCGCUUCCACAGCUCCUCAUAUCAACGGAGGGCACUACCGCUGUGUUACAGAUUCUCGAGGAAGGUCUCCUCGGCGGGGCGAGUGACCAGGCAAAGCUCUGGGCUGACAUCACAGAAACCAUCAUCGGCAUAUCUGACUCUACAAAUGUCUUGUAUGCUAUGCAGGUUGCCAAGAAAUACUCUGCUGAAGGUGGCAUUCCGAACGCAGAGAGGCUUCUGGGCAUCUGCGCAGAGAGUCUCCAAUGUGAUGGGGCCGUGGUGGAUGCGAUUGCUAAUGAGGGCAUUAAGAUCGACUUCCUAACACAACAGUCCCGGACGCCUCUGAUGAACGCAGUUUUGCACCGGAAUUUUGAGAUCGCUUGCGCUCUCAUCCAGCACGGCGCCGAUGUCAACGCGAUGUGGAGGCCAAUCUAUCCCGAUUCUCCUGACGAAGAGCAUCCUGAUGUGAACAUCCUCUUCGAGCAUCUCACGACCAACCUCGACACAGCUCUGCUCCCGCUACGGUACCUCCUCGAACCAUUGCAUUCGAAGAAGGACAUGGUUCCGUCCUUCAUCGUGGUGCCCGACAAGAAGACAACCGCGUUACACCUAGCUUGCCAAAUUGGGAACCUCCAUAUCGUCGACUAUCUCCUCGAGAAGUUCGACACCCCAGACCACAUCGACUUCGUCGACCACGCGGGUUUCACGGCAUUGCACUUCGCGGCUUUUGCCGGCCACGCCAAAGUUGCAAACAAGCUCUGUGCGAAGCAUGCCCGGGUGGACAUCCUCACAGGAGUACCCGGCCACUGCAACGCCCUUGACUAUUGCCAUCGCCUAUUCAGCCCGAACGUAGAUAGCCUGCGACACUCGUAUGGCAUAGAUCGAAACCUCGAAGAUGUCUACUUAGGCCGCCUGGAAAUUUCAAAAAUGCUGGUGAACAAGCAUGAGGCUGUCCGCACUGCCGGCUCCGACGACGACGAGGACAUGGCCUGGCCCGUCAAGUUGUGUUUCUACGCCGCGCAGAACAACAUGACUCGCCUCCUGAAGAAGCGUUGA